Messenger RNA from Nycticebus coucang (slow loris), 5639 nucleotides. RefSeq names its product DENN domain containing 2C (gene DENND2C). The coding region runs from base 1060 to 3861 and encodes 933 amino acids. The transcript has 22 exons. The record is from RefSeq and is a predicted model, not a curated record. Lineage: Eukaryota; Metazoa; Chordata; Mammalia; Primates; Lorisidae.
GGCUCAUGCCUGUGUGUCUCAGCAGGGCGUGGGGCCGACCUCAGGCACUGGGAGUAUCCAGGCACCCUUGCUCUGAGAUACCAAGCCUGAGGUGCUAGGGGAGUUAUUUGCAUCUCUUUACUUUUCAAGUUGGCACCAUAUUGCAAUUGCCGGAGAAAUGUGUUCUGUUUGAGCUCAGCUAGUGAAACGGUGCCGCUGCUUCACAGGAGCGGGCAGGUCUUCCGAGCCCUGUGGCAGACGACGGAUCUACGGCUCCCUUGGUUCAGGUCCGUCGCCGUGCGGCCUGACUGACCGUGGGCGCGGAGAAGGCCACGGAGCUUGGCCUCCAGGCGUCAGCAGUACGGCGCGUCGCGGCGACCAGGUCCGGGGCAAGGUUCUGGCCCGAGCGCAGACCCGAGGUGCCGAGGUUCCCCUCGCGACGGCCCGGGGCGGUGCCGAGGGCGGGCCGAGCGUGAAUGGUGGGAACAGGAGCCAGUAAGGACCCGGCCUGGGCGGACCUGGGCGGGGCCUUCAGCCGGCCUGCGGGGGCGGGACCGAGGCGGCCCGAGGGGGCCCCGGGAGACCCACAGCUCCGGGGAGAGGACGAGAACUUCGCAGCCCAGCCGCGGAGAUAGCGUCCGGACGUUGGCAGUAUAAGAAGAAAAGAACAUGAAGUAACAAAUACAGAGUCAUGUUUAUUGGGUGGAUCUGGAAGUACAAAAAUGGUUUACAUGUUGAAACGAGUGUCAUGAGGAAACCAUCUGUGACAGAAAAACAAUGCUCAGUUUAAGUUACCAAGGACAAGAUAAAAGAACUCGUAUCCACUGGAGCCCCUUCUUCCUUCUCAUUCAUCUGAGGACUCCUUUUCUUGUUUCAAGGACAAGAAGGAUUAUUCAAGAAUAAUUGAAUUGUAGUCAUUUCCAACAAGGAUGGAUGAUCAAAAUUGUUCUUUUUAAAAAAAGAAUUUUCCAAGUUAAACAUGAAAGGAAAAUACUGAAAUCAUGUGAACUCUGACAGGAUAAAGAAUCCAGUAUUUCACAGUUACUUGUAAUGGAACUGUUGUAGGAUUCAUCACUUCUCAUGCACCCAACUGGGAACAUGGAUGUUGGUUUUUCUCGUUCUGCUGUUCAGACACUGUCAAGAAGCCACUGCAAAAACAUCAAACAAAAAAUUUCUCAGUGGGAAGGAAGAGCAAAUGGUGUAUCUAAUCCAGAAAAGUGGCAUCUAAAGGACUUCGGAGUGAGAUAUAAUAAUUGUCACCAAGAGAUUCUUCCUAAGAAAAAUCCUGUUGCUGAGGGAAAGAGCAAAAAGUUGGAUGUAGCCCGCUCUCAAAACGUGGGUCUGGAUAUAAAUGAAAAUGCCAAAAGCUGUGAUGAAAAUGAGGAUGGAAUUGAGCAACAUGACACACGAUUGUUUAAAAAUGAAUCAGAAUCCAGUUGGGUCUGUUCUCAAGUCAAACAAAUUGAAAGUUGUAAAGAAGUUAUUUUAGAUCCAGAAACUUCAUUACCUCCAGGAAACUUCUAUACUUCACAAAUAUUGUGGAAGAAAAUAGAAACAGUCCCCCCAGAUAAAGUCUUAAAUUUGGCUGUAGAACAUAGUGACUCUUCAGAAAAAGAACUGAAUUUUAGAGUUUUGGAUAGUUCAUAUGGAAUAACCAAGAGCUUAGAAAAUAUUUACUCUGAACCUGAGGGUCAAGAAUGUGGACUUUCUAUAAAUCCUUUGCCAAAACCUCGUAGGACAUUCAGAUAUUUAUCUGAAACUGGUGUUUUGACACAUAAAGAAAGAAACUGUAACAAAAAAUACUGUGAAAAUAAUAUUUGUGCAGAAUCUUCUUUGGCUUCUUCUCAGGAACCUGAACCAAAGAAAUACGGUGGAAAAAUUAGAGGACGAUCUAAAAGGAAAUCCUUUGAAUUUGAAGAUAUUCAGCACUUUCGAAGUCGAAAUUCACAGAGGAUCCGUGAAGAACUUGGAAGAAAUUCUGGUUCAGCACUUUAUUACACACAGUCUGAGGACAACAUCUAUGAGGAUAUCAUAUAUCCAAGCAAAGAAAAUCCAUAUGAAGAUAUUCCAGUGCAGCCUCUACCCAUGUGGAGAUCUCCUUCAGCAUGGAAGCUACCACCCCCUAAGUGUGCUUUCAAGGCACCCAAGCUUCCUCCUAAACCUCAAUUCCUUUACCGGAAGACUAUGGAACUGAAAAACUCACAGGCUUAUUUACGGUCAAAGCUAACGAAGGAUACCACGUUGCCUGUCACAUUAACUGAAUGGAAGCUUUUCCGAGCUGGAGAAGUUGCAAACAGGCAAAAGAACAAUCUUCCAAGGCUUGUAUUAAAAAUAGAUGAUAUAUUUGAAUCUAAGAGAGGGAAGAAGAGGGUGAAGUUACACCCUUGUACUGGAAAGGAAGUAGUGCCUCCUGUAAAAGGUGAAACUAGUGGGAACGAAAGUGAUGCCGAGUAUCUGCCAAAGAAUCGCCACAAGCGCUUAGCACAGCUGCAGCAGUCUUCCAAGAGGAAUCCUCACUACCAGACCUUGGAGCGGGAUCUCAUUGAAUUACAGGAGCAGCAGCUGUUUGAACUUUUUGUGGUGGUGUCUCUACAGAAGAAACCGUCAGGAAUAAGCUAUAUUCCCCAGAUCAUACAGCAGUUCCCUAGCAAGGGGGAUCAUGGCUAUAAGCAAUCCAAAGAUACUGAAGAGAGGCUCAAAGUUAUUCCCAAAUUUUGUUUUCCUGACUCAAAGGACUGGGUGCCAACCUCAGAACUCAAGAGUGAAACAUUCUCCUUUGUACUGACUGGUGAGGAUGGAAGCCGGUGGUUUGGUUACUGUAAGAAGCUCUUGCCAGAAGGCAAAGGAAAGCGACUCCCUGAAGUAUACUGCAUGGUUAGUCGCCUAGGCUGUUUCAAUCUUUUUUCAAAGAUUCUGGAUGAAGUAGAGAAGAGAAGAGAAAUGUCUCCAGCCCUUGUUUAUCCAUUCAUGCAAAGUGUCAUGGAAGCUCCCUUCCCAGCUCCUGGACGCACUAUCACAGUUAAGAGCUACCUCCCCGGGGCUGGAGAUGGGUCGAUUGAACUCUGCCGACCACUAGAUUCCCGACUGGAACAUGUUGAUUUUGAAUGUCUCUUUAAAUGCCUGAGCGUCUGUCAUCUCAUCCGAGUCUGUGCUUCUCUCCUUUUGGAGCGUAGGGUAAUCUUUGUUGCCAACAGCCUAAGUACUCUGUCAAAAUGUGGCCAUGCUGUGGUAGCCACACUGUAUCCAUUCACUUGGCAGCACACCUACAUCCCAGUUCUGCCAGUAUCUAUGAUCGACAUUGUGUGCUCACCAACUCCAUUCCUUAUUGGAAUCCUGUCUUGCUCCUUACCACAGCUCCAGGAUCUACCCAUUGAAGAGGUGCUAAUAGUUGAUCUCUGUGCAGACAAGUUCUUACAGGAGGUAUCUGAUGAGGAUGAAAUUUUACCACCUAAACUUCAAGCUGCCCUACUGCAGAUUUUGGAAGAACGAAAUGAAAUCUUGGCUCAGGAGCAGGAUUUUUCCCAAGAUGUGACACUCAACUCUCUGGUGUCUGAAGCAUUUGUCAGAUUUUUUGUGGAGCUGGUAGGACAUUAUUCCUUGAAUAUGACUGUCACUGAGCGUGGAGAGCGUGUAUUCCAAAGGGAGCCAUUCCGUAAGUCCCAUACCUCCCGAAGUGUACGCCAUUUCCUAAAUCUCUUUAUGGAGACUCAGAUGUUUGCAGGAUUCAUCCAGGACCGAGAGCUUCGGAAAAGUGGGGUUAAAGGUUUGUUUGAGGUCCGGGCCCUCCAGUAUUUGGAAACAAUUUCUGAGUCUGAGCCCAGUGGGAUGAAUAGAAUUUUGCGGAGUCUUGGAAGUAAAAUGAAGUUUCUGCAGAAGAAAUGAAAUCUUUGAUUGUUUCCAUCCUAAUUAGAAAAGGAAGUGCCAAAGAAAAUAUUUUUCUAAGGGUCGGGAUGCCCUGAAGUAUUCCACAAAAGUAUGGAAAUUUUAAAAGGUUGAAGAGCGAUUCAGACUCUUGGAGAAGGAUUCUCCUGUUGCUGUUGUAACAAUCACUGGAGAAUUGUUGGGAGUGGUCUGGAACCAAUUCUCUCUUCACUAUGCCUCAUUUUUUAUAGUGGCCUUUCCGAUUUGAUUCUUGGGCUCCUUCUUUGUGUUUUGGGCUUAGUCUGUGAAGGCAGUUGUCUUUUACAAUACAACUUGAUGGCGUUACGUUAUUAAAAAGCUCAAAGAUGAGAUAAGAGAAAUGCUGAAUUAAAGUACUGGAAACACACUAGAGAAGUGGAGAACGCUAGCCUUAUACAGAUAAUUCUCCCCACUGAAAUAUCAUGGCAGCUUUAAAUCCAUGGGCUGCUUUACCUGAGCUAAGGAAUAUACUCAUCAUGUAUCUCCUUUUUUUUUUUUUUUGUCUAAUAUGUAUUCUAGGGGAAUCUCACUUAUAUGGAAUUCCUACUUGCUAACACUAUUACUGAGUACCUGAUCAAAGUAGACAUCUUGCCCCUUAUGCUCCCCAUUAUAUGGCACUUGAGUAGCUUGUCCCUCACGUGUCAACAUUAAACUUUGUGAAUAGCUAACAGGAUAAUGUCCUUUUGUUAUUUUUCUUUUCUUUUUUGAGACAGUAUCACUUGGUCACCCUCAGUAGAGUGCCAUGGUGUCUUAGCUCACAGCAACCUCAAACUCUUGGACUCAAGCGAUUCUCUUGCCUCAGCCUCCCAAGUAACUGGGAAUACAGGUGCCCACCACAACACCCAGCUGUUUAGACGGGGUCUCGCUUUUGCUCAGGUUGGUCUCAAACUCCUGAGCUCAAACCAUCCACCUGCCUCAGCCUCCCAGAGUGCUAGGAUUACAGGUGUGAGCCACCAUGCUUGGUCCUUUAAACUAUAGGUGCCUAGAGAAGACACUUUUUAUUCCCCUAGAAUUGUCAGACUUUUUGCUCUAAUUAAAUUGAACUCAGAAUAUGAACAUUUCCUGAGCAGACACAACCUCAGCACCCAGACCCUUAAUAUCUGACAUAGUUUAACAGUAAUGAUUGGAAAGAGAAAUUUUUCCGUGAUGGUGUAAUUUUCAUUGAUAAAUCUUACUACAAAUACCAGUUUGUUUUCUUCAGCUUCUGCUCAUGGUUUUAACUGGAACAGAACAUAUUUAUUCAAACUUAGAAAACAUCAUAAAUUGUAUUGUGAUACAAUUUAUUGACUUGUACAGUAUUGUCAUUAUAACCUAUUCAGUAUGCAUGAAUCUGAAGCAGACACCAUUUAAGACUGGUGCCUUGUAAUGUAGUUCCUACAGAUGUGGGUCCAGGGAAUAGAACUGAGCCUAUGUCUGUUUUUAUUAAUGUUGAUUUUACGCAGCUCACCCCAGUGGGACUCCUACCAGACAUCAUCCCAUUUAGUCUCUUCUUGCCCUGUAACCCCGAAGGAACAACUAAUAACAAGGUGUUUAUAAAAUGGGGGUAGGAGAGUUUACUGUGGUAGAUACUGGCUAUCCCUCUGUGAGGAGACCUUUGCUUUAGAGAUGGGAGUCUUACUUUAUCCCUACAGUCAGAAUUUGCAUCCUUUCCUUGGAUCUAUUAUGUUUUGUUUUUGUAAAGUAUUAAACAAAUUCUGGACAUAUUUGUAAAAGAUUUGUAUAAAAUGUUGUUUACAGAUCCUUUAAUGAAUAAACAUAAA